This is a messenger RNA of Cornus florida, 1587 nucleotides long. RefSeq lists its product as uncharacterized. Lineage: Eukaryota; Viridiplantae; Streptophyta; Magnoliopsida; Cornales; Cornaceae. The transcript has a single exon. The coding region runs from base 170 to 1216 and encodes 348 amino acids. The record is from RefSeq and is a predicted model, not a curated record.
CACACCUCCCUCUCUCUCUCUCUAUAUAUAUAUAGAUAUAUAUAUAUAUACACAUACAUACACACACCUCCCUCUCUCUCUCUCUCUCUCUCUCUCUCUAUAUAUAUAUAUAUAUAUAUAUAUAUACACAUAUAUACAUGCCGGUGCUGCAGUCAAUCAAUUACUACUAAUGGCACCAACAAUAGUAGAAACUCCCAACCUCAGCACCACCACUAACACCACCGGCACCAUCCCAAGAAAACCCAGACGAGUCUGCUUCUCAUUUGCAGCCUACUCCAAGAACGUCAUUGGCCACCUCCAGACCUGCAACGUACCCAUCGACCUCGGCCUCACCGACUCCGAAUUCUCCGCCAUCGAGUCCUCCUUCAACUUCAUCUUCCCUCCCGACCUCCGCUCCAUCCUCCAAGAAGGCCUCCCCGUCGGCCUCGGCUUCCCCAACUGGCGAUCAUCUUCAAACCAACAGCUCCAAAUCCUAACCCACCUCCCAAUAUUGGGCAUAUGCAAACAAGUCUCAAACCACAAUUUCUGGAUCGAUUCUUGGGGUCACAAACCCAACGGCGUCGAUCAGGCCGUGAAAUUGGCCAGAACGUUCUUGAAGAAAGCCCCAUUUCUUGUUCCGAUAUAUCGGAACUGUUACAUUCCGUCCACGCCCAAUUUGGCGGGAAACCCGGUGUUUUACGUGGAGGGAGGUGAUGUCAGGUUGUUAAGUUUCGACGUCGCCGGAUUCUUCCAACAGGUGGAUUUCGGGUUGAAGGACGGCCCGUGGAGGGGACCCAGUUUGCCGAAUUUGUCGAAUGCGCCGGCGUGGGCGGCGACGGAGGCGAGGAGGAUUGAGUUCUGGACGGAGAUGGUGGAGAGAGAGGAGGCGCGUGGGAGCACGCGCGGGUGGUGGAGUGGGCAUUUGGGUGGGUGUUUGGAGGAGGUGUGUUGGACGUUGAGAGAUGGAGGGUGGAAGGAAGAGGAAGUUAGGGAGAUGAUGAUGAUGGACGGUGGUGAUGGGCUUGAUCAUCAUCACAGUGAGCGUCAUCAUAAUAAGGGUGUGGUGUGGCACGUGCGGGGCUUGUCACUUAGAUUGCUGCGUGCGGGGUGGAGCACGGAAGAUGUGGUGGACUCGCUAGGUUGUCACGUUGAAAAUGAAAAUGGUAUUUUUCCAGAUGAAGACACUUGGUUUGACUUUCAUCAUACAAAGAACUGCUGUCUCUUGAAGGCUCGAUAGUUGAGACUGGAGGCUAGGUGGUGAUGAUGAUCAACGCCGCAGAAUGAAGCAGUUGAUGGACCUGCACUGACAAUGUGCCAAAACUUGCUGAUUUUCCUGGUUGCCGUCUGGUGAAUAGACUUUGUUUUUAGAAAUUUUGACAUAUGCAUAAUACACAGUUUUGAUUGUAAAUACUAGUAAUUUUUAUAUUAUGGAUGGAAUGGAGAUGUAUAGUUUAUUCCUGGUCCGGCUUAAUUCUUUUAGUUUGUUUAAUUAUUUUUUUUUAUAUUGUUUAUCUUGAAUUUUAUUCCUUAUAAUAAGAUUAAAGCCAAUAAUUUGUAUUCUCCUAAUUUAUGUAAUUCUAGUCAAUGCUAUUCUUCUUCUUACCGCCA